Molecule: messenger RNA, 264 nt
Organism: Prorocentrum cordatum
Lineage: Eukaryota; Dinophyceae; Prorocentrales; Prorocentraceae
Source: the annotation of a GenBank genome assembly
GCUCUGCAGGGGAAGCACGCGUCGAUGGUGUUGCGGAACGCUGAUGAAACAGCAAAACAGCUCCGGAAGGUCAGGCCGAAAAGUUCGAGAGCGAAGGCAGCUGCCGUGGAUAAGGCGAAGUAUGCGCAAUCGUGGAAGGACAGUGUCGCGAAGGCCCGGGCUGAAUUAGGGUUGCCAGGCAACGCGAGUUUUGCUAAAGGAACACCCUUGUACAAGAAGGCGAAGGGAUUCCACGACGAAGCGAAGGAGCGCGCACUUGCGUGA